Messenger RNA from Cryptomeria japonica (Japanese cedar), 318 nucleotides. RefSeq lists its product as uncharacterized. Bases 1 to 318 code for a protein of 105 amino acids. The record is from RefSeq and is a predicted model, not a curated record. The transcript has a single exon. Lineage: Eukaryota; Viridiplantae; Streptophyta; Pinopsida; Cupressales; Cupressaceae.
AUGAAGUACCUGUACGAUAUGCGUCUGGAACUUUUCAAGGUGCAGAACAGCGAUACCACUCAACACAUAUUGGCAGUGGUAAAAGCUUUUGAACAGUUUGAACUGUUCAUUCAUGAUCAGCCGUUCCUGGUACGGUCUGACUUUAACAACCUGCAAUCUUUUCUGAAUGCAACAACCAAGAAAAAGGUUGCAAGGAACCGGCUUCUCCGGUGGGCUGAGUAUCUAACUCAGUUCGAUUAUAAAACUGAAGACUUAAAGGGAAGUAAAAAUGUCUUUGCAGAUUUCCUAUCAAGAGAGUUCAAUGGCUCUAAGAAUUAG